AUGGACUUAAGAGUCGGGCGGCGGCGAACGACUUUGACGGGGCCUCAGUCCCCAAACACAACGAACGCUGGCGGCAGCACCAACAACAACUCCUGCGGUGUGGGUGGCGCCUUUUCAUCGAACGGAGGCACUCACCAAAAUUCCAACAAUGGCGGCGGUCGCGCCAAACCGCGCCUGUUGCCGAUGUCACGCAACAAUAGUCUGUCGGCGCCGCCACCGCCGGCGUGGAAAUCGACAGGACUGGCGUCUGGCACACACAUCCGCAGGAGGCCACCGUCCGUCCCGGGACGGACAACCUCGCCGUUGCAAGCACGCCCCGCUCUCACACGGCUAAAGAAGGAGAUUAUUGAGCACCGAUCCGAUCCGUCUCCCGCUCCUUCACGUCCACCGCGCACGUUUACAAAACAUUCGCUUGCGGCCUCACCGCCACUGCUUUCGCUGAACCCACUAACUGGACUGCGUGGCAUGAUGGACCACCAGCGUAUCACGAGCGCAUUUUAUCAUGGUAACGAUAGAGGAAAGCUUUUCACACUGAACCGACCAGCAAAAACUAAUCAAAGAAACCCCAUUAUUCCAGAUUCUGGCACGGCGACGCCGAGCUCCCCGAUAUCAGGAUCUCGUGGUGUUGGACGUCGCAACAUUGUGCUGGAUGUAAAACAAGGCUCCCGGCCAGUUACAGGACGGAAACAUAUGCUAGAGGCACUUCCGCAAGCAAUUAGAACGGCCGCUGAAGACACAGUGCGUAGCUAUAAGGAGUUGUGCGAAGCAUUGGGACAAGCGCCACAAGAUGCGUGGAUUGACGCAGUAUUAGAGGGUGUCAAUAAGGCCGCGACUUCGUCCUGUACAACAUGUAUUGGUGUUGGGUCUCCAGCUGAAGUGAAGUUUAAUGCGAAGGAGCGCGAGAAGUUAGCCGCAACAGCGGGCAUUUAUCUUGAUCACGGGCAAACAAAAAAAGUGGGAACUAAAACAUGUCUCGCUAAAAGGCCGCGAUCUGUAGAAGGGAAAGGAGGCGGUGUGACUCCAAAUGUAUGUGGGCAUUCUGUUGCCACACGCGACCCCAGAGAAUUACCCGCUGUCGACACGGAUAAGGAUUCUGCGGGUAAAGACACCAUGUUGGAUCGUAUGGUGGUGUACUGCCAACACCUCCGACCGUAUCAGCAGAAGAUGGACGUACUGAGACAACGUAGAAAAGAUGUUGAAGAUGCCCUGGGACGGUUUUUGGCACUCUGCAAGAAUUGUUCCGACCCCGGGGAAACCAGUUCUAAACUUGUUGCCGUGAACGCACUUGAAUCACACGCGAACUUGCUUACAGAUGGACUAAAGGACCUGCAAAGGUGCAAUGUGGCCCUCUUGUUACGACUGAGGGAAUAUUCCCGUGAGGUGCGGAGACCGUUGGGAUUGGUGGGUUGUGAACUGGAGACAAAUGCCGUCGGACAGCAGCAGGUGGAGGAGAAUUCGCCAGGAAUGAAGGAAAAUGAAAAUAUGACUUCACUGUUCAACGUGCCAUGCACGGAGGAUGUAGCAUCUCAGAAGAAAUCUAUAAAUUUUCCAUCCACAAAAGAUCCUCCCUAUGCCUAUUUGAAUUUCCUGCGCGAGGAGGAGAGCCGCAUCGUGCAGCAGCUAAAUGAGGUGUGCUCGCGGGUCCGCGAGGCCCUGACAAACGGAUUAACAGUUACAAUUGCAGAUGAGGCCAUGCUGGAGACGCCGUUAUUUCUGUCGUCAGCUACAACCGGCCACCCCCUGUCUUUUGAAAGGGAACAUCAGCAGCAGCAGCAGCAGCAGCAGCAGCAGCAGCUCAAGAGGGUUACCGGCCAGGGCUUUUCUUCAUGCAAUCUGGUGGGUUCAGGAGCCACAGACAACAGCUGCCGUACCACCCCGCCUAAUUCUGCCACCACUGAAGACGCGAACACUUGCGGGCCAUUUGUGGGCGUUGCGCUGGUGGACUGGGUGUCGUUGGCGGACGACGACGAUAACAAUAUUGACGAUCACACCGGCAGCAACAAUAGCAACAGCUGUUCUCACAAGCACGCCACUGGCAAUCCGAAGCUGGUGUUGGGGGGCGGCAGAAAGUGUCUCUCAUUUCAUUCCCCUCCCAAAAGAAGAGCUGGCGGCAAGGUUGCCGUUCGGCGAACCAAAUCGACAUCCGCGCCUAACGCAACGCAGAAAAAGAAGAACGUGGGGAAGAUGGCAAUGAUAACAAAAACGCCAACCACCACCACCACCACAACAACAACAACAACAACAGUGAAGCAUAAGAAGAGCAAAACUUUAUCGAAGACUGGUAGCACGUCGAGCGCCACGGAAGUUAUUCUUGCAGUGCAUAUAAAGGAGGCGGAAGAAACAUGGAGGGCCAUCAAGGGGCUGGCAGGUGUGGGAGUUGCACGGGGCUCCUUUAAGAGGCAAAUUAUACGUACGGAAUCAAAACAGAAAGGAGAAGAGAAUAAAGAUUUCACACCGGAAUUAACACCGCAACAUGAACAGCCUUCAGGAGCUAAUUUAUUCAGUUCAACGCCACCAAAGAUUGAACUAGAGCAUACUACUACAAACAAAAUUUAUGGUUUUUGUCCAGAAGACAAAUUAGAGGAAGAAGCUGCGCAGGGGAAAACCUCUGGUGUCAGUUUAGCAUCGGAUGUGUCUAAAUAUAAUGAAACGAAUAAAAAGGAAACGGCGGAGGUUAUUUGCCAGUUUUUCCGCCGCCACAUGCAAGAGAAAAAACGCCAGAUAAAUGAACUGCAGCAGCUACAGAUGUCGACUGGUGCAUCAUUAUCAUUGGAGCGAAGUGCCGUUUGUAAAGCGGAGUUUAAUACAGAUGUGGCGAUGGCAACCCGCAUUCAGUGUUGUUGGCGCCAACGUAUGGCUCGAAGGAUGCUGCAGCAGCGACGGGAACGAGUAGAAAAAGAGGCGCGGCAGCAGCAGAAGUGGCAUAUUGAAAAUGUCAUGGCGUUUCGAAUUCAGCGUUUGUUUGCCAAAAUCGUAGCGCGACGGCGUCUGCGUGAAGCGAUACAGAGGCGGUGUGCUGCCUCAAAGGCCCUUAAAGUUGGCGCUAAAAUGGCUGAAAACAACCGAACCGAUGGGAACAAUGAAAAGAGUUUGCGUCUGAUGAAGUUACGAGAACGGUUCGAAGAGGCGCGUGAGAGACGCAGGAACCUUCUACGUUCUACCCCCGAUGGCACGAACUCUUUUUCUGACGCCAUUAUCCAUCCCCCCUGUAGUAGUAGUACUGGUAGUAGUCCGUUGGAUAAGGCGUUGCCAAUAGAAAAGCAGCCACCAGAGUUGGAGCCGCGACCAGAGAAUGGGGUAACCGUAAAGGUCCCGCCGUUAGAACUUAAAUCCAGUGGCAUUUCAACCUUUGAUAUUGAGGGUUAUCAACCAGAAACGGAAAACUUUAACGUCUGUAUUUUGCAUCGUCUACUACGUGCGCCGAAACCCCUUCUCUACAUGACUCGUGUCUUGUGUGAUGCGUAUCCCACACAGCCGGUGUCCGCGCUGGCCUUUUUGAAGGCUGCGGAAGAGGCGAAGUAUAAAGGGGGAGGCAGAAGCAGUAGCCAUCAGCGGACAACACAAGAAAAAGAGGGAAAAAAGAAGGAAGGAGAUAAAGAAGGAACGGAAGAUAAAGUUCCUUCCAAACAGCAGGAGGAGGGUCAAGAAAUCCGUGAGAAGAACGAAAAAGGAAGGAGCGAGCAUCAUCAACAGAAAAUGAAGGAUGAAAGUGAAAUGCGGUGGGAGUUGCGUCCGUAUCGCAUGAUUAGCCACGGCCUCAUUGCUCGGAAGGCCGCCAUGAUAAACCGGGAAGACACCAAACACGUGUGUCCCUUUUCUGUCCGCAUAAAGAGCUUUGUGGAGGAGAAUGAAAUGAAGCAUGAGCAGCCAGUGGCAAAAGGCUUUCAACGGCCGUUUGAGCGUUGGGGAACCGCGCAUGCUUUUCAGAGACGGGUUUUUAGUGCUGCCGCGGAAUAUGCGUGGAAACUUAUCUUUAGUCAUACGCCGCAUGACGACUACAAACAACGAAUGCUGAAGACGAAGGAGGAACAGGAAGCACGUCUCGAGCGUGUGGAACAAAGAAAUCGUAUGAUUCUUGCCUGCUACUGCGUUCGCUCCGAGCGAGAAUGGUUGAAGGAGGCAUCAAAGGAUCUUGGUUUUGUUGCGCGUAUCUGGAACCCAAAGAAGUCGCUGGAUCCUAAUGAUCCCGAUUUUGAGCGGCAUUGCCGUGAAACAUACGAAUUCGUGGAAGACUUCCUCUACCAAUGUUUUCCGACUAUCACAAAUCUUGACGAGGCGCCUACAUUCCUCAUGGGCGCAGGUAUUUUCUUUCUACUGAAGUCCAUGCUUGCGUACAAUAGGGAGAAGGAGGAGGAAGACGACAAGACUAUGGGUGACGGGUUAGCCGUUUAUGUAGACAAGAUUGAAGGCCGACGAGCUGAUCCCGAGAGUGCCGCCACCUCGUACCUGUCGGAUCUUCUACUAGCCCCACAGCAACAGAGGGCGAUUUCCACAUGUGAGGUGUUGAACCUCCUUGACAACCUUACACUUUGGUGUCGUUUUCCAGAGCCAAGGAGGGCAGUCACCACCGUAAGUGGUCUUGGUAAAAAAAACGACGAGGUCAACAGGAAUACCGCUCACGGUAGCAUGGGUGAUGAUGUCGAUUUCUCUGAUACAUGUGAGGGAAUGUAUGAACGGACGAUACGAUCAAUUGAAACCACCACGCGGCUAAGCGACUUUGAGACAGUCUCCUUUACCACCUCGCAUGGUGAAAGUAGCGUUAAAAUGUCUGAAGACCGGCGCCCGCGUUUGCGGCAGGUGUUGCGCACGCCGCUUUUGAAGUCAUCACCGGCCAAGCGUCUAGACGAUGCGGCUUUUGAUGCAAGGAUUGCGCAUAACACCAACAAUAAAAAUAUCAAUAAUAAGAAGAAGAAUGGUGUGGAGCUGGAGAUUGUGUACCCGAAGGGAUAUCUUGUUGGUCUUAGCGAGCGGUUGAUGCGUGCCAUUCUUGGACUGAGGGUUGAAUUGGAGGUCUGCGAGGACUUGGACGCCACAAUUUAA
Molecule: messenger RNA, 5040 nt
Organism: Trypanosoma cruzi
Lineage: Eukaryota; Euglenozoa; Kinetoplastea; Trypanosomatida; Trypanosomatidae
Exons: 1
Coding region: 1-5040 (1679 amino acids)
Molecular function (GO): protein binding
Source: RefSeq, a predicted model, not a curated record